UUCCAAGCAUAGCGCACCUAAUUGGAGUCCGGCGGAAAGAUUGUAUUUAAUUCAAACUUUAAAAGAAUUGAAUAUAAUUGCUCGCUUAGACGGGCGUAAAACGAGGAACAGUGAACUAUUUAAAAAAGUUCACGAGAGGUUACACGAAGCCGGAAUAGACCGGAGCGUUGACCAGAUUAGAAACCGGUGGAAAACGCUGACAAUCGGCUACUACAAGGCAAAAGAGCAAAACAGCAGAAGCGGAUACGACCCCACAAACACAACAAACCGGGCCAGCUGCGCCGGUUCAGUGGUCCCAUGGCAGGCCUCCAAGUUGCCGCAUUGGGAGGAGGAGGUAGAGGAAGAGGAUUUAACCUGCUCAGGCGCAGUCUCUCUGACAUUGGAGGCGGUGGCCCUCCUGCUAAGCAGAGGGACAUCAACGGAGCUCUGUUAAGGCUGGCAGGCGACCAGAGGGCCAAGAGAGACGCGCGUCACGACAGCGACGCCGAGGAUGACGACGAUGUCAAAAAGCCGGCGUUGCAGUCGUCUGUUGUAGCUACCUCCAAGGAGAGAACACGCCGGGACCUCAUUCAAGAUCAGACCAUGGAUGAGAAGGGAAAACAGAGAAAUCGGCGCAUGUUCGGCCUGCUCAUGGGGACCUUGCAAAAAUUCAAACAGGAGUCUAAUGUUUGUACAGAGAAGCAAAAGCGGCGCUCCGAGAUCGAGCAAAAGCUCGAAGUUCAGGCUGAAGUCGAGAAGAAGAAAUUGGAAAGUGAGAAAAGAGAGUUGUUUGAAGAGAGGAGAGCCAAACAGACUGAGCUUAGACUACUCGAACAGAAAGUCGAAUUGGCUCAGUUGCAAGAGGAGUGGACCGGCCACAAUAACCACCUGGUGAAAUUCAUUCGCACCAAGGCCAGGCCACACAUCUUCUACCUCCCUGGGAAGAUGUGCUCUGCCACCCAGAAACUCCUCGAUGACUCCACCAAGAAACUAAAUGCUGUGUUUGAAGAACGGCGUGAAGCAUUCACAGAACACAUCAACAAGAUGGAGUCCCGACCGCGGCGACAGCCGAAUCGUGACCAGGACGGCAGCUCUGCGGCGACAGGGAAGGACCACUCGGCGGAGGGUAAGCCAGCAGGUCAGGUAGACAAGGUGACAGGUAACAAGAGGGCUGCCAGGAUUGAGGAGAACGAGGAUGAGGAGGAUGAGGAUCAGGAAGAGGAGGAAAAAGAGAAAGAGGGAGAUGGAGAACAGGGGGAGGCUGCAAAGGUCACAGAGAAGGUAGAGCUAGAGGAAGGGGAGAGUAGGGAAGGGUUAAAUGAGGAUGAGGCAAUGGAGUUUGAGGAAGUGGGGAAUGGGGAAAAGGAUGGGGAGGAGAAGGAGAAAGAGGUGUGUGAGGAAAAAGAGGAGGAGGCAGCUCCAGGAUCAGAGAAGAUGGAGGUGGAAGGAGGGAAAGAGCAGGGUGACACCAAUAAAAUGGAGCAGGACGAAGACAGUAAAGAGGGUCCCUCUGACCUUGAAACGGAAAAGACUGAGAUCACCUCUCCGUCGGAACCGGUCGUGAGCCAACAAGAGGCGUCUAACAGUGCUCAGCUUAGCCCGACCACCCCCAACCCGGAGGCCCCGUUGUCUGAGCCCCAGGAAGCGUCUCCGGCCUCAACGUCCAACACGCCAGGGCAGGAGCCAGCCGUCCCAUCCUCUGUGGUCCAGGAUUCCGGCGACCACAACGAAGCCGAGCAGAGGCAAUCCGAGGAUGAAUCGGCCGCGAAGCCUCAGCUCGAUUCACAGGACGCGGCCGGUGAUCCGGCGGAACUUUUGAAGGGAGAGGAAGAUCCCGCCAGGGGGAGGAAGAAGGCGAAAGAGUCGAAAAAAGGCCGCACCAAUAGUCGCAGCUCCUCUUCUUCCUCCUCUGGCUCAUCGUCCAGCGGAAGCUCUUCAUCAUCUUCCGGUUCGAGCCGCUCGUCAUCCUCGUCGUCAUCCUCGUCGUCCUCGUCCAGCAGCCGAAGUCGCAGCCGGGACAACGGCAAGCGCAGCAGGAGGCCGUCGGGCAGAGAGAAGAAGAAGGAAGAGCGGAGUCAACGCAAAAAGGGAGGGAGUAGUGGAGGAGGAAGCAGGGAUGCCAAGGAAGGGAAGAAGAGAAGGAGCGAUGAAGGCAAGAGCAGGUCAUCUCGGAGUGAUAGAGAACAUAAAGAUAGAGAGAGGAAGGACAAAAGACGCUAAACUACAUCACGUUUUGUUCCGUCCCCCAAAGCGGGCAUCUAUAACGUUCAAACUAAUCACAUUUCAAAUUUUACACAUCUAUUUUUAAAGCAACCAAUACAGCACCGUUCAGUUAAAGUUUAGGCAUAAUGUUCCAGAUUUGGCCACGGUAAAAUAAAACAUUUUAGGAAAAUGGAACAGUGUCUUACUGUUGUCUUUAAUUAGACCAUUUCAAUGUGGUUUUGAGGAAAGACGGAUUAAGAUUUUUAAAGAAUGUUGUGCAAAAGCAUAUGUGAUAUUUUGGUAGUCUCAUGAAAAGGGUAUUUUUUCCAUCCUGCUGUCCUUCAUGAUGAUACCAUGCUAGUGACACGUCUCUAGUUGUGACUCCUGUGUCACUUGAUCCAUGUCAUAGUUGUCUUAUGUGAUUUAUUGGUUUUUGGGAAUGUUUUUCAUUGUUUUGUAUCAACCAACCUGCUUCAAAUUAAAGGUGAGAAAUGAAACUGCUUGUAUCUUUGUAUGUCCACAUUAGUUUAAGUACUGUAUAAAUGUAAGCGCCUUAAAAGAUAAAUGUUCACAGGAAAUUAACUUAAAAUACUUUUUCAUGUGAGGCCCAGGCAGAUUUAACCCUUUCAGGGACAGUGGUCACUACAGUGAACAGCUAUUUAAAAGUUGGCACCUAGAAUUUUCAUUUAGAGCGCUAGUGACUAUUU
This is a messenger RNA of Corythoichthys intestinalis (scribbled pipefish), 2888 nucleotides long. It is a transcript of the gene pnn, whose product is annotated as pinin, desmosome associated protein. The coding region runs from base 298 to 2199 and encodes 633 amino acids. The record is from RefSeq and is a predicted model, not a curated record. NCBI's taxonomy places the organism in Eukaryota, Metazoa, Chordata, Actinopteri, Syngnathiformes, Syngnathidae. The transcript is spliced from 9 exons. Gene Ontology annotation, cellular component: catalytic step 2 spliceosome.